AUGGCCGAAGAAAUGGAAACAUUUGCUGCCCGCCUUGCCAGCUUUGAUCUGGUAUUGCACCCGGAGAAACGAAGAACUUCGGGCGCAAAGGCCGUUAAACCCAUUGCUUGGCCUCAUCGCAGGCCUUCACCCGCUGAGUUAGCGCAUGCAGGCUUCUACUACAACCCCUACGAAACGAACCCCGAUAAUACAACAUGUUUCCAGUGUAACAGAGCACUCGACGGAUGGGAGGAAGAAGACAAUCCGAUAACAGAACAUUUAAAACAUGCCAAUGAUUGUGGCUGGGCCAUCAUGAUGGAUAUCCAGCAACAUAGCUCAAACCCCGCUGAGAUAGAAGACCCCACAAGCGACAAGAUAAGAGAGGCGAGACUGGCUACUUUCGGUACUUCAUGGCCGCAUGAUGGGAAACGCGGCUGGGUUUGCCAGUCAGAAAAGAUGGUCGACGGAGGGUGGUAUUUCUGUCCCACUGAAGAGAGUAAUGACCUAGCGAGCUGUGCAUACUGCAAACUAUCUCUUGAUGGAUGGGAACCCAAGGAUGACCCUUUUGAUGAACACUACCGCCGUUCCGCGGACUGCUCCUUUUUUGUUUUUGCUCAACCCUCCGGGAAGAAAGGCAGAGGUUCACGGUCGAAAAAAGCACGUACCUCCAAGGCGUCUCGUCUUUCAACCCAAUCUACUGUUUCUGAAUCUGUCUCGGAACUUGAAGAUCCAAUGGACCAGAGCACUGUCUCCCAGCCGGCUAUCAAGUCAAAAGGAACAAAAAAGUCAUCGAAGUCAUCGAAGUCAAAAGCGAAGAACCCGAAAUCCAAGAAAGAUGAAGUCACAGAGACUGAUAGCCAAAUGGAUAUUGAUACUGCCGACUAUAGCCAGCCUGAGCCCCCCAAAGUGAAACGGACCACACGCGGAAAGAAGAGAGCAAGUGACCAAGUAGAAAGAGAGCAUGCCAAUGUUAUUGAUACGGAAACCUUCGACGAGGCCGAGCCGCCUUCUAAGAAGCGAGCUACAAAGUCGCGAAACGGCACUCAGGAGUAUAGCAAUCAAACCGAUGAAGUCAUCGCAGGCACGCAGCCAGAUGAAAGUGUUCCUGAGGAAGUGUUCAAGAAAAGCCGUGGCUCGACGAAGAAGACAUCUUCGAAGAACCAAAAAGCCCCCAGUGGUUCAACUACGUCUAAAACCGCUUCAAAAUCUCGUGUGCCUAGUGAUAAUGAGCUCGAUGAAGCCCCUGUGGCCGAUCUUGAAGAGCCCGAACCUAGAGAGCCAAGUGUGGAACCUCCACAAAAACCUCCAAAGAAGCCCAAGUCCAAGAAGAAGCAGAAGGCCACUGCAGUGCCAUCAGAGGAUAUAGUCGACCAUGUCGACGAGAAUGAGACGCGGACAAACCAAGCUUUGCCCAAAGAAUCUGUUUCUGAAGCAGCAGCUGAAGAGAGUAAGCUGAGCCAUGUUAAAGCAACUCGCAGGUCGAGGGGCUCUGUUAUCCCAGAGCCAGAGCCAGAGCCUAGCACAGAGAAGUCACCGGAGAUACGCAAGCGGUCAGGAGCCCACGAGAAAUCAAAAGAUGAAGCAGAGCCCAGGCGUCACGAGUCGUUCGUUUCGGUGGAGAUCCCAGCUAGGAUACCAACUUCUGAAAAGGAAACUGAAGCGGAAUCCAUUGACAAGAGUGAGCCUAAUGACAACGGGCCCAAGAAGAAGACUAAGCAAAGAACUUCCACGGAGAAGACUAAGAAAUCAAAGCAAACGAGUGAAAAGGAAGCGCCCGAGCCUGAAAACCCCCCUGCCGAGCAUAGCGUGGAUGCGAACAAUCACAAGGACCUUUCGGCCGAACAUGAUGUACCUGAGCAGGAGAAAGCGGAGAAGCCGCAAGAACAAGAAGCGAAGGAGCCGCAAGGACAAGAAGCUGAGCGGCGCUCUUCACGACGUAGAUCAUCCAAAGUACCACCUAAGACGGCAGAGAGAUAUAGCGAUAUCCCUGAGGAGAAGCAAUUUGCUAGGACACUUGCAGGAUCAUGGGGUUCAAGUGACUAUAAGAUAUCAGAUUCUGCCAACCAAGAGAAGGUAUCACCUCUCCCUUCCAAGAGCACGCCAUCUCUAUCGCCACAAUCUUCCGAUGCUGAGAACCAGCCUCCCUCUUUGAAGCCUUCUGCACCGCAACCUCAUAUUGCAUCACCAUCCAAGCAGCGGCCAGCCCGAAUCCCGCUAGCGGCCAGCACCCCUUCGCCGUCGAAGCGAAAUGCCAAUACAGGAGGUCUUCACACAACCCACCCGUGGAAUUCUAUCGAUAUUGAUGAGAUCCUUCUUACUGGAGCCAGUGACAAAGAGAACACCGACUUAAGUUCGGCGUUACACAACGUGAAAAGGGACUUGACAAGUUCAGAGAAAAGGAUGACUGUCGAGGAAUGGAUCAAGUGGCAGGCCAAGAAUGGGGAGGAGAAGUUAAGGCAAGAAUGCGAGAGACUAGUCGGAAAAUUCGAAAGGGAGGGCGCCCGUGCUAUGCGGGUCUUGGAAGGAAUUGAAUGCAUUGACUGA
Molecule: messenger RNA, 2523 nt
Organism: Aspergillus alliaceus
Lineage: Eukaryota; Fungi; Ascomycota; Eurotiomycetes; Eurotiales; Aspergillaceae
Exons: 4
Coding region: 1-2523 (840 amino acids)
Source: RefSeq, a predicted model, not a curated record